Molecule: messenger RNA, 255 nt
Organism: Gongylonema pulchrum
Lineage: Eukaryota; Metazoa; Nematoda; Chromadorea; Rhabditida; Gongylonematidae
Source: the annotation of a GenBank genome assembly
AUGAAUAAUCAAGGAAAAGCACAAGCAACUAAAACUUCCGAAGAAGAGAUGACCGACUCUGCAGAAGAGGAUGAAGAAGAAGAUGGCUCGAGGAAUCCAUCUCCGAUUCGUGUUCGUUACAAACGCCCAGAAACAGAACGACAGAAAAAACGUCGUGAGCAAUCAUCAGCACAUCAAGCCGAACCAACAACAGUACCCGAUCCGGAACAACUGGUUCAGGAAGCAAUCAUUGGCGUGAAAAUGGCUGCAUUGUAA